Messenger RNA from Plasmopara halstedii, 1032 nucleotides. RefSeq lists its product as uncharacterized. The record is from RefSeq and is a predicted model, not a curated record. Lineage: Eukaryota; Oomycota; Peronosporomycetes; Peronosporales; Peronosporaceae. The transcript has a single exon. The coding region runs from base 1 to 1032 and encodes 343 amino acids.
AUGACGCAGCAAACUUUGCAUUCACUUCCAAGGUCAAGUUUGUCAUCAGUGGAGAAUCUUCAAGUGAACUGGCGAUUUCUUCAGCAUCAGAAUCUCAAAGUUCCGAAGCCGUCUCGAUUACCAUUCGUGAACCUUAAAUCCUUUGAUCAAAAUGUGAGCAAACACUCAGAAAAGUCAAGCACAAUCAAUGAUCUAACGGGUGAAACUCAACGUCAAGUGAUGUUAGAUCGAAUUUUAGUUGACAUGGAAGAUUUAGCAUUUCAAGACGAAUCAAAAGAUCAGUUAAAACAAGAGAUUCAAACUAGUGAAAUCGUUCAUAAAGAUCCAACUACAUUCCGUUUGAAUGAACCAUCAAUUCAAAUCCGUGAGAAGGAAGAAACGACGUUGGAUGCAGAUGAAAAAAGUUUCGAGAAUUCUUUGAAAAGAGUUCAAGAUCAUGAAAAAUCAAAGAUUUUAUGGCAGAAAACAACAGGAGCAAAGGUUGCGACUGAUAUUCCUCAUCAGCUACUGACAUUGUCAUUAUCUGAUGAUUCACGACGUACAAGAUCGUUAAAUAAACUUCAAGCUACACAAUUAGAAGAAAUUUCUUUUCGUUUACCUCAAAAACGUUUGAAGUCAAACGUACGUACAACUUUUGAGCGUCCAAAUGCAUCCCCACGAAAAGUUAAGUAUGGUGUUUGGUAUGUCCCUCAAUCAAAAUGGUGGACACUUCACAAAACUGCACGACAACAUCUUGCUACUCACUUACCAACAUCAAAUUUAAAUCCUCAAAACGACUUACACUGCAUUCGACGGAAUAAUUGUACGCAUAAACCACAGCUUCCAAAAGCUGCACUCUCGCACCAUCAAACUGUUCGACCAAGUAUGAAAAAAUGUAAUCGUUUGAUAUCUUCAACCUCACAUAUGAAUGGAUACUAUUCUUCUGCUCCGCUUGAAAUGCAAGCAAUUGGCAUUGCCCAGUCGUACAUUGGACGUGAGUAUCGUGCAUAUAUUGUAAGUACAGCUACAACAAUGCCAUCAUAUUUAAAGUAA